This is a messenger RNA of Pediculus humanus corporis (human body louse), 663 nucleotides long. RefSeq lists its product as uncharacterized. The coding region runs from base 1 to 663 and encodes 220 amino acids. Lineage: Eukaryota; Metazoa; Arthropoda; Insecta; Psocodea; Pediculidae. The transcript has 4 exons. The record is from RefSeq and is a predicted model, not a curated record.
AUGAGUUCUUUUUUAAUGAAUCCAUCGUCUGCUUACACCCACCAUUCGGUGGUUGUUGAUCCGAAAUUUCCACCGACAGAGGAAUACAGUCAAAAUAAUUAUAUAUCGUCUCCAGUAACUGGACCCGAUUAUUUUGGAAAUCAUCAACAGUACGGGGUUUCGGGAUACGGAGGAUACGAACCGCCCAACACUCAACAGGCACCUCCCACGGUACAAACCGGAGGAAUGCAAGGACUUAUUCCUAUUCCGCAACAACCGAACGUUAUAAAAAACGAAAUUCAACUUUUACAAUCGAAAAAUGAUGUUGAAAAAUGUGAAAUGAGUGCGUAUAAUAAUUCUGCUCAGUAUAAUAAUGUUAAAAGUGAUACCUCCUCGAACAACAUACAAACGGAAGUGUCGUUGAAUCAUAGUUUACCAAAUGUUAAAGUUGAUGUACAAAGUGCGGAAUCUCCGACGUUACGACGAAAUAAUGAGGAUGACACGAGGUCUUCUCCCGUGGGACGUCACAUUACACAGGAACCAUUAUCUAGAAAUUCACCGUCCAGAAAAAAUUCACCUCUUCAAAGGCAUGCAAUGAGGGGGUGGGACGAGGAGGAGGAAAGCGGGGAAAGGGGUGUUGUCGUUAAAUUGUUUCGCCCACGACAUGAUAGUUUUAAAAAUUGA